AUGCGAACGGAGGUUAUCAAGGCGGACACCAUUCACUUGGCCAUCAGAAAAAUUCUUUAUGAACUUGCGGCGGAUACAACGAACAGCAGAGAGAAUGCCAUCUACUUUGAUGGCUGGGAUGGGCUUGGGGCAUCUACCGUCCUACAAGCCAUAGCCAAACUCUUCACAAUAGAUGAGCUGGCAACAAAUUCGGUGGGGCUGGAGUUUGAAAAAAUCAUCCACAUUGACUGCUCAAAGUGGGAGAGCAGAAGAGCAAUGCAGAGGAAAAUUGCAGAGCAGCUGCAGCUUCCUACCCAAGUCAUUGACAUGUUCAACAAGCAAGACGAAGAGGAUGAUUUUAACGGGUUAGACCAAGGCUCCCGUGGUGAGAUAGCACAAGUUACCAUAGCAAUUUACCAAACCAUACAGAAUCACAGAUUCCUGGUGAUUCUGCACAAUGAAAGCAAUGAGGAGAUUGAUAUACUCAAUUUUGGACUUUCUCUAUAUGGAUAUGCAAAUAGCAAGAUGCUGUGGACAUUCCAAGGGAGGUUUCGUCUUGACCCCAAGAUGAUAGACCAUGUGAAGAAGAGCACAUCGACACAUGUUCUUCUUUCAGCUUCAAGAGAUGAGUGA
Messenger RNA from Lolium rigidum, 612 nucleotides. RefSeq lists its product as uncharacterized. The record is from RefSeq and is a predicted model, not a curated record. The transcript is spliced from 2 exons. Bases 1 to 612 code for a protein of 203 amino acids. NCBI's taxonomy places the organism in Eukaryota, Viridiplantae, Streptophyta, Magnoliopsida, Poales, Poaceae.